Lutzomyia longipalpis is the source of this 4690-nucleotide messenger RNA. It is a transcript of the gene Hecw, whose product is annotated as E3 ubiquitin-protein ligase HECW2. Gene Ontology annotation, molecular function: ubiquitin-protein transferase activity; protein binding. The record is from RefSeq and is a predicted model, not a curated record. Gene Ontology annotation, biological process: regulation of dendrite morphogenesis. NCBI's taxonomy places the organism in Eukaryota, Metazoa, Arthropoda, Insecta, Diptera, Psychodidae. The transcript has 8 exons. Bases 207 to 3953 code for a protein of 1248 amino acids.
GCGCCACAUCGGAAAUUUUCGAAAGUUUAGGGAGUUGAAGUUAUCUAAAAAAUUAUGUUUUCAAUUCUUUCUAUAAAAAAAUGAAUCUCCUGUUGGAAUUAGUGGACGGAAAGUGGUGUUGAGUGUUCCGGGGGCACCUACCGUUGAGGUUGCACCCCAUGGUGGGGCCCUGAGUGCGCCCCGCACCCCUAAAAUUGUGAACCUAAAUGGAGAAGAAGUGCGAUGAUGAAAGUGCGCCAGAGAAAGUGGCUGGGAAUGCGGAUCUGCAGGUUACGGAGACCCUGGCUCGCAUGGACAUCGAAGGUGCCACCAGUCUCGAGGGUCUGCGUGCCAUUGACGAUGACGACGACGAUCCGGUGGCAGAGCAAGGUAGUACCGCUGGGGCUACUGCAGCACAACCCGAAGAGGCAGCGGAGAAACCCAUUGCCAGCACUGAGAGCCCCACAAAUGAAUCUCCGGCUGAGGCAACGCCCGUGGCUGUGACAAUGUCAGGAGUCCGUCGAAAGCAGAUCCUGACACAGAAUGGGACAAAGCGCAAAGUGCGUGAGAAGGUGCCACAGCAGGUUCCGCCAGACAACGAAUACUACCACAUUUGGCACGCCAGCGAAGGUGGUGGCAGUGAUGAAGUUCCCUUCGAUGCUCCACCACUUCCACCCAAGAAUAGCCUCAGUGGGAAUUCUCUGCAUCGUCCACUAGAGCGCUCCUGGCCACCGAGAGUUUCCCGGCUGACGAAGCCUUCGUGCGAAUUCAGCUUCGACAUCAUCGACACGGACGAGGCGGUGCUGAGUCUGCCCACGGAUGUGAAUAUGGCGGACCAGGUUACCUUUGUGCCCGGAGAAUUCUUCACAGAGCACCGUCAGACGGCCACACUCAAGCCGGGCAAGUCCAUUGACUGUGAUUUCGCGCCAUUGGCCACACCCGAGACAGACGGGAGCCUCUCGGAUAGAAUGGCGGAGAAUAGUGGUGGCAGUGGGAAUCCAACGCCCAAACUUAAACCGCUGAUGAAGAAGAAAAUCGGCCCAGAUAACUACAUCAGCACCAUCCUGGCCAAAAAGGUGAUUGAACAGAGUGAAAGCCCCGAGGAUGGUGAAAAUUCCAAUGUGGCAGACGCUAAUGGUCUCCCCAUGGCGAUGGGAGAGACCACCACAGAGGAGUUUGUUACAAUCAAACCGCACAAACCACUAACUCGGCAACUUUCCAACGGGAAAAGUAAAUUCCAUCCCAAUGGCUUCAUUUCUGCCACGGAGCAGGAGCUGUCAUUUGAUGAGGAAAAUCAGCAUUACAUGCUGUGCCGGAAAUUGUCUCCUCAUCGACCACGGAGUCCACCGUCGGGGUCCUCAACGCGAUCUGCUUCACCACUGGACAAUGUUAUGUCAUCCCCGGAAGGAGCUGCUUCGCCCAUUGUUCACCAGAAGCCCUUCCGGCCACAACCGCGUCUUCUCACGCGAGUUGGUGGAUCAGGAUCCAGCGGAGGGAAUCUCAUUUGUCCCCCAACGCCUACGCAUCAUGCACGAAGGCUGAGAUCCUUGGCAGAUAGUAUGGGGCCACCGGAACUCCAUUCGCGUGAUGUUUUCUCCCCCGAGAGUAUCCCAUCGCCCGAAAUUCGUCACGCUGAGGUGGUUUUGUUGAGUAAGAGAACGGAUUUCGGGCGUAUGGCUGAUGCUGGGGCAAGUGGGGGCGAUGGAGAGCUUCCAAUGCGACAUCUGACCCCCACACGAUUGCCCUCAAUUCCGGAAAGGGCACGCGGGGCAGUGGCAGAGUCGGAGGAACCUCUCCCGCCCGCCUGGGAGGCACGUAUGGAUAGUCAUGGGAGGAUUUUCUACAUUGAUCACACGACCCGGACAACGAGUUGGCAGCGUCCGGGGGCGUCGUACAAUUUGGCCUCAAUGGGUGGCCGGGAGCAGCAUCGGCAGCAACUAGAUAGACGCUAUCAGUCCAUUAGACGCACAAUUACCAACGAUUCGCGCCCUCCUCCGGCAUCCCUGGUCCACAGGGGGUCCAAUGCCAGCAGCAGUGAAGGUGAAUCCACAGAUGGCACCCAAUCGCGAGCUCCCUCCUCGCCGGCAAUUCAAGAAUCUCAUCCAGCUCUCUUAUUGCUCUCUCGUCCUGACUUCUACUCAAUGCUCCACACAAAUCCCGAAGCUCUCGGGAUCUACAAUCGCAAUGCCGCUCUCAAGCACAUGGUGCUGCGCAUUAGGAGGGAUGCCAACUGCUUUGCUAGGUAUCAAUACAAUAAGGAUCUCGUGGCACUCGUUAAUUGCUUCGCUGUUGGUGAUCGAGAACUACCGUCCGGGUGGGAGACGAAGUUGGAUUCCUCUGGAAAGCAAUUUUUCAUCGAUCACACAAACCGCAAGACAUCCUUUAUGGAUCCACGUGUACCGACCGAAUGUCCACGGGUGCGACAUCGAGCAGCAUCCGAGGUGCUAAAUGACAUCGCUCCGGUGCCCCCACCACGUCCACUAACCCUCCCGCGACCCCCUAUCGGCUCUCCGGACAUCCCCGUGGCAUACAACGACAAAGUAGUGGCCUUCCUGCGGCAGCCCAACAUCCUGGAGAUCCUCCGUGAGCGACAGGGCUCAAGUGGGUGCUCCCGAUCGCUGCGGGAGAAGAUCAAUGCGGUACGCGUGGAAGGGGCAUCGGCACUUGAGCGCUUCGGACAUGAUCUCCAACUGACAAUUCUGCUCAGCUUGUUUGAGAAUGAGAUCAUGUGCUAUGUGCCAGUGGAGGCCAGAAGUCCUCAGGGAUCACCAAAUAUGGGAAAUUCACGGGCACCACAGCGAGGACCACCACCAUUCCGGAGGGAUUUCGAAGCAAAACUCCGUGCCUUCUAUCGGAAGCUCGAGUCCAAGGGAUACGGACAAGGACCUCAUAAAUUAAAGCUUCACAUUCGCCGCACGAAUUUGCUGGAGGAUGCCUUCCGGCGGAUAAUGUCGGCAAAUAAGAAAGACCUCCAACGGGGUCGUUUGGCUGUGCUCUUUGACACGGAGGAGGGGCUCGACUAUGGGGGUCCAUCGCGGGAGUUUUUCUUCCUGCUGAGUCGGGAGCUCUUCAAUCCGUACUAUGGGCUCUUUGAGUACUCCGCCAAUGACACGUACACCGUCCAAGUGUCCCCACUGUCGGCCUUUGUGGAUAAUUCCCACGAUUGGUUCCGCUUCAGUGGACGCGUCCUCGGGUUGGCGCUGGUGCAUCAGUACCUCCUGGAUGCUUUCUUCACGCGCCCCUUCUACAAGGCCCUCCUACGGCUACCGGUGGCACUGAGUGAUCUCGAAUCGCUCGACAGUGAGUUCCAUCAGUCACUCCAGUGGAUUCGGGACAAUGAUAUUGGGUCCGGAAGUAGCUUGGGGUUGACGUUUUGUGUGACGGAGGAGCUGCUGGGGCGUGUGGUGGAGCGUGAACUGAAGCCGGGUGGGAAGAAUAUGGGGGUGAAUGAGAAGAAUAAAAAGGAGUAUCUCGAGAGGAUGGUCAAGUGGCGCCUUGAACGGGGUGUUCAGGAGCAGACUGAGUCUCUCGUGAAGGGAUUCUACGAGGUGGUCGAUCCGAGGCUUGUGUCUGUCUUUGAUGCACGAGAACUGGAGCUCGUGAUUGCUGGCACAGCGGAGAUUGAUAUUGCAGACUGGAGGGUGAAUACGGAGUACCGAAGUGGGUAUCACGACAAUCACCAGGUGAUCAUCUGGUUCUGGCAGGUUAUUGAAAAAUUCACAAAUGAGCAACGACUGAGACUGCUGCAGUUUGUCACGGGGACCUCGAGUAUUCCCUACGAUGGAUUCUCAGCCCUCAGAGGGUCCACGGGACCCAGGAGGUUCUGUAUUGAGAAAUGGGGGAAACCCAUUGCACUGCCUCGAGCGCACACGUGCUUCAAUCGCCUCGACUUGCCACCCUAUCCCACACCCGAAAUCCUCCACGAGAAGCUCCUCCUGGCUGUUGAGGAGACCAAUACAUUUGGCAUUGAGUAGAGAGAGAGAGAGCUGCCUCUCAAAGCUGAAUUGUUACGUAGACAAUUUUUUUUAAAAUCAUUAUAAAAAAUCUUGAAAUGAUUUCUUUUGCAUGGGAUGUGCGAUCUCUUAAAAAUAAGAGAAACUUUAUGAGAUUUUUCUCCUGAAAAAAACUUUUUAAAGCAACUUUGCAUAAAGAAAAAUAAUUUUGAUUCGAAAUAAGAUGAAAAAAAAUCAAAAAUAAAUUUCUAUUUCCACUGAUUGGCCUUAUUAAAAUGAGAAGAAGAGGAAAAAAAUGAAAAGCAAGAAAACCAUAAAAUAAGCAAAAUAAAGAAAAACUUUUUGUAAACGUUGUAAACUCACUUCAAAGCUCUGAAAAAAAAUGUUGAAAGAAAGUAAAUACACGAAACACGCAGUAAAUCUAGUCAAGUUAAAUGAAUUAAAGAAAAAAAAUACUAAAGGAACUAUAAAAUAAAUAAUAAAGAAAAAAUGUUAGCUAGAGUGUUUAUAAAAUAUAUAUAAAUAUUAUGUAGAAAAUAUGACGAAUAAUUGAGAAAUUCUAAUCACAUUCCUUUCGCGAUUUUUGCUACUUUUAGAGCCAGUAUAGAGAUAAAAGAAAAAAUAAAUUAAAAGAAAAUGUUCUUUUGACGAAUCGCAUAAAAACUUUAUGAGAAUGAUGAUUUUUUGUGUACAGAUUUUUUUUUGUUAAAAGGAUUUAAUUUUGUGAAAGACGAAGAAUAAAUUCCGAUAUAAUGAAA